This is a messenger RNA of Euleptes europaea (tarantolino), 2141 nucleotides long. RefSeq names its product CBFA2/RUNX1 partner transcriptional co-repressor 2 (gene CBFA2T2). The record is from RefSeq and is a predicted model, not a curated record. Gene Ontology annotation, molecular function: transcription corepressor activity. Gene Ontology annotation, biological process: negative regulation of DNA-templated transcription; DNA-templated transcription. Lineage: Eukaryota; Metazoa; Chordata; Lepidosauria; Squamata; Sphaerodactylidae. The coding region runs from base 257 to 2026 and encodes 589 amino acids. Gene Ontology annotation, cellular component: nucleus. The transcript is spliced from 11 exons.
AUCUGGGAUCCAUCUGUGUUUCUGGAAUCGGACAGGCGGCUCUAGUCAGUGAGAGAUCGCAGAUGUGCAGGAGCUGACACAUGUCCAGCUAAUGAAAAGAGAAGGCAGGCUGGUUGCAGGCUCGGCUCGAAGAUUAGGAGUUGCAAAAAAAAGACCAUUUUUAUUUAUAUUUUGAAGAAACUGGGCGUUUUCGAACGGCAGCUGGAUUGUUUUAGCCUCGGCUGCACACGUUGCUACUGAGAAGAGGGUUCCAGUAAUGCCAGGAUCCCCUGUGGAAGUAAAGAUACAGUCACGAUCGUCUCCAUCCAGCAUGCCGCCACUGCCUCCUGUCAACUCCAGCGGUCCCCGACCCGUCUCAUUUACCCCAGCAGCGUUACCAAAUGGGAUGAACCAUUCACCCCCUACACUGAAUGGAGCACCAUCACCACCUCAGAGGUUUAGCAAUGGGCCGUCCUCAUCUUCAUCAUCUUCACUGACCAAUCAGCAGCUCCCAGCUACUUGCGGGGCUCGUCAGCUCAGCAAACUGAAGAGGUUUCUUACCACCCUCCAGCAGUUCGGCAAUGACAUUUCGCCAGAGAUUGGGGAGAAGGUCCGGACACUUGUUUUAGCAUUAGUGAAUUCUACGGUGACAAUAGAGGAGUUUCACUGCAAGCUUCAGGAGGCCACUAAUUUUCCUCUCCGUCCAUUUGUGAUUCCAUUCUUGAAGGCCAACCUUCCACUUCUACAGAGGGAGCUGCUGCACUGUGCUCGGGCAGCCAAACAAACCCCUUCCCAAUAUUUGGCCCAACACGAGCAUGUCUUGCUGAACACAAACACAGCUUCCCCAGCUGACUCAUCAGAGCUGCUGAUGGAAGUGAACGGAAACGGGAAGAGGCACAGUCCAGACAGGAGAGAAGAAAGCAGCUUUGAGAGAGACCCACUCCCCUCGGAGCCCCCCGCCAAGAGGGUGUGCACCAUUAGCCCAGCUCCCCGGCACAGCCCGGCCCUCAUGCUGCCCGUCAUCAACCCAGCUGGGCAGUUCCAUCCUACCCCACCCCCGCUCCAACAUUACACCUUGGAAGACAUUGCGACCUCCCACUUGUACCGAGACCCGGGCAAGAUGUUGGAGCACAGGGAAUUGCGAGACAGGCACAGCGUCGGACUAAACGGAGGCUAUCAGGAUGAGCUCGUGGAUCAUCGCUUAACAGAGAGAGAAUGGGCUGAUGAAUGGAAGCAUCUUGACCAUGUAAGGAACCUGAAUGCACAGCCUCCAGCUCCUCUUAACAUGAGCUGCACAGCGUUGAACUGCAUCAUGGAAAUGGUGGAGAAGACCAGGCGCUCCAUGGCUGUCCUCCGUCGUUGCCAAGAGGCUGACAGGGAAGAGCUGAACUACUGGAAGAGACGAUGCAGUGAGACCACAGAGCCACGGAAAGGAGGGAGCGAAUUAAUCGUGAGGCAGCACAGCCCGGGGAGCUCGGAUUCGGUCAGCAGCGAUUCUCAGCGUGAGUUUAGUAGCAGGUCAGGAGCAGCCGGCUAUGUCACUGAAGAGAUCUGGAAGAAAGCCGAAGAAGCUGUGAAUGAAGUGAAGCGCCAGGCCAUGUCUGAAGUCCAGAAAGCGGUAGCAGAGGCAGAGCAGAAGGCAUUUGAAAUGAUUGCAUCUGAGAGGGCCCGAAUGGAGCAGACUAUUGCGGAUGCCAAGCGCCAGGCAACCGAGGAUGCUUUCCUAGUGAUCAAUGAGCAGGAGGAGUCUACGGAGAGCUGCUGGAACUGUGGCCGCAAAGCCAGCGAGACGUGCAGCGGAUGCAACAUUGCCCGCUAUUGUGGCUCCUUCUGCCAGCACAAGGAUUGGGAGAGACACCAUCGAAUCUGCGGGCAAGGCCUGCACAGCCAGGUCAAACCACUCCCCUUACCCACAGGCCGAUCUGCAGCAGCCGCUCUCAAAGCAGUCGAGGGAGUCCCAAGUCCAGCUCUAGAGAAGACUUCGGCUACCACCUCUCGGUCCUCCACUCCAGCCUCCGUGACAGCAGUAGACACUAAUGGGCUCUAAAAGGGGAGAUGACCAUCCAGCAUAUUUUGUUAGUUUUCCUAGUUUUCUACAUUAAGAACAGACUCCUCGAAACAGUUGUUGAACGUUCGUACUGCGGCACAUUGUCACUCAAGCG